AUGGAGGUGGACAAGGAGGAAGCUGUUGCCAAGGAAGCCCAGGCCGCCUGUGAGAUCGACGAGAAGGAAGCCGGCGAGGCUGCAGCCACGGCCAAUGCCAUCAAGACAGAGUGCCAGAGGGAGCUGGACGAGGCGCUGCCGGAGUACUACGAUGCCAUUAAGGCCUUGGACUCUUUGGACAAGAAGGACAUCCAGGAGGUGAAGUCCUUCGCGAAGCCUCCUGCCUUGGUGGAGGUUGUCCUCAGUGCAGUGUGUUUGCUCAUGAACAAGAAGGAGACUUGGGACGAGGCCAAGAAGGUGAUGAACGACACGGGCUUCCUGCAGUCCCUCAAGGAUUACGACAAGGACGCUUUGGCCGGGAAUGUGAAACUGACCCAGAAGCUCCAAAAGUAUGUAAAGCGAGAAGACUUUCAGCCAGAUCAGGUGCGGAAGGUGUCGAACGCGGCCACGUCGCUGUGCAUGUGGGUGCGGGCCAUGGACGUGUACGCACGCGUGGCUCGCUCCAUCGAGCCGAAGAAGGAGAAGCUGAAAGGAGCCGAGGACGCCUUUGCCACAGCGGAAGCAAAGCUGCAGGCGAAAAAGAAGGAGCUCCAGGUGGUACAAGACAAUGUGGCUGCGCUGCAGCAGCAGCUCGCAAAAGCCAGGAGCAAAGCGGAGAAGCUCGAGCAAGACGCUGAGACCUGCAAGGUCCAGCUAACUCGAGCGGAGAAGCUGCUGUCCGGAUUGGGCAACGAGUCUGUGCGUUGGGAUGCUGCUAGCCAAGUCCUGGAGAAGAACAUCAAAUUCGUGAUGGGCGACAUCGCGUUGGCCGCGGGCUUCAUCGCCUACGCCGGGCCCUUCACCGCCGCCUUCCGGGGCGCGCUCAUCGCCCAUUGGCUCGAAAAAGCGAAGGAGGUGAAUUUGACCGCAGACCCUGCUUGGAAGUGUUCGGACACUCUUUGCGAGCCCGCAGAGAUUCGAGAGUGGAACAUCAAGUCCCUACCCGCUGACGACCUAUCUGUGGAGAACGGCAUACUGGUGACACGAGGUCGCCGGUGGCCGCUGAUGAUUGAUCCACAGGGCCAAGGAAAUCGCUGGAUCCGCAACAUGAAGAAGGACAGUGGUUUGGGCAUCAUCAAGCUCAGCACUCCCAACUUCCUGCGGACGGUGGAGACCUGUAUCCGCGAAGGCAACGCGAUCCUUUUGGAAAACGUUGAGGAGGUGCUGGAUCCUUCCUUGGAGCCCGUGCUCCUCAAGCAGGUCUUCAAAAAGGGCGGCCAGCUUCUGCUGCGACUAGGCAGUGAGGAUGUGCCCUACAACGAGAGCUUCCAGUUCUUCGUAACCACGAAAAUGGCCAAUCCGCACUACCUCCCCGAGAUCUGCAUCAAGGUAACUGUCAUCAACUUCACCGUGACACUGCUGGGCCUGGAGGAUCAGCUCGUGGCGGAGGUUGUGAAGAACGAGCGCCUGCCCCGGAAGGGAUUUUCGGCAGUUGCCUUCUCCGUUUCAGCGAUUUCCUGCUGCUCCGCUUGUGCUCCGCCGCUCCCCGGGCUCCGCGCAGCUCCUGGGCCUGCGCCGCCGGCCGCGGCUGCGGCCGCCCGCGCCGUCCGCUCCGCAGUGACUCCGUGGCGACACGCAGCCGCUGACGCGACCGGGGUCACGGCACCGGCCCGGAUCAAAGCCACAUGA
Symbiodinium necroappetens is the source of this 1668-nucleotide messenger RNA. The record is from the annotation of a GenBank genome assembly. NCBI's taxonomy places the organism in Eukaryota, Dinophyceae, Suessiales, Symbiodiniaceae.